Melitaea cinxia (Glanville fritillary) is the source of this 942-nucleotide messenger RNA. RefSeq lists its product as uncharacterized. The record is from RefSeq and is a predicted model, not a curated record. The transcript has a single exon. NCBI's taxonomy places the organism in Eukaryota, Metazoa, Arthropoda, Insecta, Lepidoptera, Nymphalidae. Gene Ontology annotation, molecular function: protein binding. The coding region runs from base 1 to 942 and encodes 313 amino acids.
AUGAAGGUCAACGGCGACAUUGGUUCUUCUUAUUUGAUAAUCGAAAUCAAGAUCCCUUUGGUAAUUAAGGAAAAUUUUGAACUGGAUAGAGUAAUAACCCUUCCUCAGCAGCAUUAUAACGUAGAAUUUAUCGCACCAUACAUUGCAUUCAAUCUACAAAAGGACUUACUACUCAUCUUGACAGAAUCAGAUGUAGAAAAUUGUGUCCACAUACAGACAAACAAAUUAUUAUGCGCUCUCGAUAAGCCGAUAUACGAAUUACAAAUAACCAGCGGAAUGUGUAACUUGAGUAUACACAAUACAACAAUAUGUAAAACAAAGGAGGCACCAUGUCGCGUGCGCUGGGUCAAGUUACAUAACAAUAACAUGUGGCUUUAUUCCUGCUGUGGGAAAUGCACAGUGCGCAUAUUUUGCAUUGACACUGGAGUUGUAUUGACAACACUGACCGGGAAUGGCCUUUUACAAAUCGGUCAAGGUUGUACAAUAAAAGGUGACACCUUCUCUAUAUUCACUCAAAAUAGUUACAUGAGCCAAGUUAAGGUCCAAGAAAACAUACCGAUCCCAGCCGAUUAUUCAAUAUUAAAUUCCAUAAUAAAUACUUCGGAUUUCCAACUGUUUACACCCGAGGAUCAUGAAGACUUGUGGCGCCGGAUGAAGUCUCAGAUCAUUAACCUCAAGGAGCAGGAAAACGCAUCACUCAGUAUACACGAUAUACAUCAGUACUCUGUCUUGUAUAUAAUCUUAGGGUCUAUCAUUGUUGCGGGAUGUCUCUACGGUACCAUGCGAUAUCGCAGAAACAAAAUUAUACAGAGCAGUGCUGUGAAAGACGUCUCCACGACCGCAGUCCCAGUUGCAGCAGAUAAGAACGAAGACCAGGAGGCCCCUGCUCCCCCGAGCGCGCGACCGCGAUUCGUUCGACUGGACAUACCAAUUAAAGAGUAG